AUGGCGGCUGCACGUCUCCAACUGCCGCGAUUCAAGGGAACCGCCUCAAUCCCCCUCCGCCUCUUCUCAACUUCCGCUGCGCUGAUAGAGUGUCCGUGGACUCGCUUCACAGAGGUUUCUGAUUCGUCCGACGGCGAAAGCACCGUCUACAAGGAGGCUCUCAAGCUCCAGCGGCCAUCCACCAUUAGAUAUGACGAGAGAUUGGUCAACUCAGUGAGCUUAAUUGGUCGAAUAUUUCGCCCUCUCCAAAAAUGUAAGUCCAAAAGCUUCGGCGUCUACACGACCCUUAGUGUUAGUGCGUCAACUGGCAACUUUAGUGUAUCGCUCAAUUUUCGGGAUGAAAUGGCGGAGAUGACGCUCCAGCAUCUGAAGCUUAAUGAUUUCGUGUACGUUUCCGGUUGUCUAGGAUCGUACAUGAAGGCUGAUGAGAAUGGGAAGUCAAUGAACCGGUAUCAGGUAGUUGUUAGAGAGGUAAAUUUUGUUAGUCAAGAUGGUCUGGGGCCAGCCUACAAGAACCUUAUAAAGUUGGGACCAAGUGUUCCAUACGAGGAAAUCUUGCAGAAGCGUAGAGAUCGUCUUCAUUUGUGGCAGAUAUUCUUCGCAAGCCCAUUCGAGUGGUGGGACAAUAGAAACUCCAAACUAAACCCGAAAUGCCCUGACUUUAAGCACAAGGAUACGGGUGAGGUUCUCUGGCUCACAGACAACGAUCCUCCUUGGGUCCGUAAACAACUCAAAUUGCAUGACUCGAGAUCAUACAGGCAAAGCCGCGAACACAGAAAUGCCAGGGCACAUCUUUCUCCUUUGGUUUAUGAGUGA
This is a messenger RNA of Striga hermonthica, 816 nucleotides long. The record is from the annotation of a GenBank genome assembly. Lineage: Eukaryota; Viridiplantae; Streptophyta; Magnoliopsida; Lamiales; Orobanchaceae.